Messenger RNA from Oncorhynchus gorbuscha (pink salmon), 1123 nucleotides. RefSeq names its product receptor-type tyrosine-protein phosphatase mu-like. Gene Ontology annotation, molecular function: protein tyrosine phosphatase activity. Lineage: Eukaryota; Metazoa; Chordata; Actinopteri; Salmoniformes; Salmonidae. Gene Ontology annotation, biological process: protein dephosphorylation. Bases 9 to 773 code for a protein of 254 amino acids. The transcript has 6 exons. The record is from RefSeq and is a predicted model, not a curated record.
CUCUGAACAUGGUGACUCCUACGUUGCGGGUGGAGGACUGUAGUAUCGCCCUGCUCCCCAGGAACCACGAGAAGAACCGCUGUAUGGAUGUUCUUCCUCCUGACCGCUGUCUGCCCUUCCUCAUCACCAUCGAUGGAGAGAGCUCCAACUACAUCAACGCUGCUCUUAUGGACAGUUAUAAGCAGCCGUCAGCGUUCAUCGUGACCCAGCAUCCUCUACCCAACACAGUGAAGGAUUUCUGGAGGCUGGUGUUGGACUACCACUGCACCUCCAUAGUGAUGCUCAAUGACGUCGACCCUGCACAGCUCUGUCCUCAGUACUGGCCAGAGAACGGCGUGCAUCGCCAUGGGCCAAUCCAAGUGGAGUUUGUCUCAGCUGAUCUGGAGGAGGACAUAAUCAGUAGAAUAUUCCGGAUCUACAACGCAGCACGGCCUCAGGACGGGUACCGUAUGGUGCAACAGUUCCAGUUCCUGGGUUGGCCAAUGUACCGAGACACUCCCAUGUCCAAACGCUCCUUCCUCAAGCUCAUCAGACAGGUGGACAAAUGGCAGGAGGAGUAUGAUGGAGGAGAGGGACGCACUGUGGUGCACUGUCUUAACGGAGGAGGGCGCAGUGGGACGUUCUGUGCCAUCAGCAUCGUGUGUGAGAUGUUACAACAUCAACGUUCUGUAGAUGUUUUCCACGCCGUCAAAACACUGAGGAACAACAAACCCAACAUGGUCGACCUACUGGAUCAGUACAAGUUCUGCUAUGAAGUGGCUCUGGAGUACUAGAACUGUGGAUGAACAACAGUCUCAGCCUGGACGCAGAACUGUGGAUGAACAACAGUCUCAGCCUGGACGCAGAACUGUGGACGACACGGGGGGGGGGGACUUUAUAGACGAGACUGCAGCGUAGACCGACCUGUGUUUUUCAUGAUCGAAUAACUGGAGCAGGACGAACACGCCUCCACAAGUACAGACACACACAGCUCUGUCUUUCUUAGCUUGAUCAGCUGGAUGAGGUGACAGAGGUGAGGUGUACUGUUGUCUCUAUAUAGUUCCAUCAGUCUCUGAUCUGCUACCAGGAAGGAUUCAGGAGCACAAUGUUUUACACCCUCGCCCCUACACCCUCGCCCCUACAC